Molecule: messenger RNA, 3053 nt
Organism: Hypanus sabinus (Atlantic stingray)
Lineage: Eukaryota; Metazoa; Chordata; Chondrichthyes; Myliobatiformes; Dasyatidae
Product: hepatic and glial cell adhesion molecule-like
Exons: 6
Coding region: 107-1081 (324 amino acids)
Source: RefSeq, a predicted model, not a curated record
UACCUAGGCGGGCUGUGGAACAGUUUCCGCGCCUUUUUGUAACGAUUUCCUGGAUUGCAGCGGCCAUUGGAAGCGGUACCCGACUCGCAGACACGCUGGGAAUCGCAUGAACCGAAGAGAGUUCCUCUCAUUCCUGCAGUUUCUCCAUCUCAGCCUGGACGGGAACAGAGUAAGUGAUCCUGAGGGAUUCAGACUGGCCGUUCCUGGCCAUCUCCCGCUGACAGGGCUUCCCAAAGGACCAUCUCACACUCGCAUAAAGGAAGUGGGUGCAAGACGUAUCAUGGACCUCUCAGAGACAUUAAACAUCAACAUCUUCAAACUUGUUACAGUCUUCCAUUUAAUUUUGGUGUGCAGAGGAGCAUUGUAUGCCAGACCUGGUACUGUCACUAAUGCUGCUGCAGGACAAACCGUGAUGUUCCCCAUAGAAUACCAAAGCAACGAAGAACAGUAUGAUGUUACCUUCAGAUUAAAACUUCCACAGCACUUUAACAUUUUCAUGUGGACAUCCAGUAAUCCAGACAAUCUGCAUAUUGUGCAUCCACAAUAUAAACACAGAACUACAAUCAAAAAUGGAUCGGUAGUGUUAUAUGAUAUACAAGUUAACGACAGUGGAGAGUAUCAAAUACGAACCGACUACUAUGGGGUAGAACUGAAAAACCAUGAUCAAAGUACUUUCACGAUUCAAGUCUUUGAACCAGUUUCUGAACCUGUAGCAAAGACUUUAAGUCAUGGUCAGAAUGCAACAAAUAUCACUUUGAUUUGCUCUGUCUCCAAUGGAAUGGCAGUCAUGAUUUACUGGGAAAAAAAAUCCUUUUCUGGAGUCACCAUCGAGACGUAUAUGAACACAAUUCUUGUGAUAGAUUGUGCCACUGAAGAUGAGCAACAUGAGUACAGGUGCAUUGCAAAAAAUCCCAUCAGUAAUGCAUCCAGCAGUGAGAUAUCUAUCAACUCAUGUAACACCAGAAAUCUGAACGGUAAAAGGAAUUACCUUAUGAUCCUGAUUCCUUUGGUGAUGAUGGCAAUUUCAUUGUUUGCUUUUGCAAAAUGCUUUUUUAAUCGAUGUCCGAAUGAUGAAUCCUAAUACCUGUACUGUGGAGUUUGAUAAUCACCUCCAAGAAUAACCUGGAAACACUCUAAUAGCUGCGCAAAAUUCACCAACUCCUAGUUGAGUGCUACAGACCACACCUACAAAUGACAGCUGAAAUCUCUAUAACAUCUUUGACUGACAUGCACAUGGUUGACCGUCUGAACAUGAAGAAGCCAUUGUGAAUCUCCACAUCUCCUGACGAUCCUUUGAUUUCAGAAUCUGAAGCAGAUAUGCCUUCAGAAGGGUGAAUCCAAGGAAAGCAUCAGGACCGUACGGGGCAUUUGGUCAUGCACUAAAGACAUGUGCUAAUCAACUGGCUUGUUCUCACUGAUGUCUAACCCCUCACUUCAGAAGUAUGUGGUAUCCACUGCUUCAAGUAAAUUUCAAUCAUACCAGUGCCCAAAAAGAGUGUGGUGAAAUGCCUCAAUGACUAUCACCCAGUUGCACUUGCAUCCAGAAUGGUGAAGUACUGUGAAGUGUUUUUGAGAGGUUAGUGAUGAAACGUAACAGCUCCUGCCUGACAGGUGACUUGGAUCCAUUCCAAUUUGCCUGCCAGAGCAACAGCUCCACAGCAGAUGCCACCUCAUUGGCAUUUCACACACCCUGAAACAUCUGGACAGCAAAGACAUCAGGAUGCUCUAUUGAUUACAGCUCAGUACUUAAUACCAUCAUCCACAAAAACUAAUCAAUAAGCUCCAAGACAUUGUACUCAAUACCUCCCUAUGCAAAUGACCCCACCGAGUUAAGAUUGGCAAAAACAUCUCCUCCACUAUCUCCAUCAGCACAGGAGUACCACAGCGUUGUGUACUUAGGCCCCUGCUCUACUCACUUUACACCUAUGACUGUAUGGCUAAGCACAGCUCCAACACCAUAUUCAAGAUUGCUGCUGUCACCGCAGUUUUGAGCUGUAUCAAUGGUGUUGAUGAAUCAGCACACAGGAGGGAGAUUGAAAGUUUGGCUGAGUGGUGUCAUAACAACAACCUCUCACCCAAUGUCAGAAUGACUAAGGAACUGAUUAUAUACUUCAGGAAGGAGAACCAUAGGUCCAUUACCCAGUCAUCAGAGGAUCAGAGUUGGAAAAGGUUGGCACAGCCUGGUAUAGAAACAUCAAUGCCUUUGAACAAGAAAUCCUACCAAAGGUAUUGGAUUCAGCACAUUACAUCACAGGUAAAGCCCUUCUAACCAUUGAGUACAUCUGCAUGAAAGGCUGUCAUAGGAGAGAAGCAUUCAUCAGAGAUCCUCACCACUGAGGCCAUGCUCUAUUCUCACUGCUGCAUCAGGUAAAAAGUACAAGAGCCUCAGGACUCACACCAACAAGUUCAAGAACAGUUACCACAACUCAACCAUCAAGCUCUUGAACAAGAGGGGACAAUUCUACUCACUUGUCCAUCCAUUGACAUGUUCCCACAACCAGUGAUCUCAGUGCAAAAGGACUUUAUAUCAUGUUAUUUCAUGUUAUUUAUUGCUAUUUAUUUAUAUUUGCAUUUGCACAGCUUGUUGUUUUCUGCACUGUACUUAUUCUUUCAUUGAUCCUGUUAUAGUUACUGUUCUAUAGAUUUUAGCUGAAUAUGCCUGCAGGAAAAUGAACUUCAGGGUUAUAUGUGAUGACAUACCUGCAUUCUGAUAACAAUGUCCUUUGCACUUUGAACUUUGACCAACUGGUAGCUAACCCAAGCAAUGAAUUCCCAAGACAAUCUUGCAGAAAAAAGCCAGGACAACUCUUAACCACCUGAGUGUAGGACGGAGAAGACACGACCACCUGUUCCGCAAAUGGAAUACGAGAAACAGUCUCUUCUGUGCACUCAUGCUCGGGGGCUAUCACAUCUAUUUAAACUGCCUUCUAUUACAUGGAUUGCUAAGUGAGAUGAUGAAUCAUAAUUGCAUCUCAGCUAUGUCGAUAUAUGUGACAUAGGAAGAGAAGGUGUAGAAUCCUUGUGCAUAGAGUUAAGAAACUGCAAAGGUAAAA